This is a messenger RNA of Setaria italica (foxtail millet), 1199 nucleotides long. RefSeq names its product pentatricopeptide repeat-containing protein At5g27270-like. The record is from RefSeq and is a predicted model, not a curated record. The transcript has 7 exons. Bases 660 to 1199 code for a protein of 179 amino acids. NCBI's taxonomy places the organism in Eukaryota, Viridiplantae, Streptophyta, Magnoliopsida, Poales, Poaceae.
CGCUAUCCGAAUAUAUGCAAAAUCCCCUCCGGUUUCCGUAUCGAAUUCGGCUCUCGGUCCCUCCACUCCACUCCGGCUUGUCCGCCGACGGCUCCUCGCCGCCGCCGCCCUCCCCACCUUCCGUGCCAGCAGGAGCGUGAUGCCCCAUCGCCGUCCGAUGCAUUCAAACCCUAGGAUCUCUGCCUUCACUCUCUCUGCUCCCCCAGCAAGUCCCCAACAUGGCGGCGGCCAUAAGAGCCAAGCGAGCUCGCCUAGGCGAGCAUCAGCGCGCGCUUGAGCUCACGCAGCCGGCCAUGGCAGGUGAUCGUAUUACCAUGCGCAAGUAACAAUUCAUACCAACUAUGACAAAUCUGCAUAUUGUUCAGAUGUAUCGUUCUAUCACAAUUCACAACACUUGUCAUUUUCAGAGUCGUUCCAAAUUGCAAGUCGCGAAAGAUGGGGAGGCAUCAUUCGCUCAUCGCCGGUCGCUGCAGCAUGCCUCCUCGCCAGAUCGAUGCCUAUGGUCUCAAGCUGCUCAAUCACAAAAGCAGAGAGGCCAGAGAGCAACGACCACCAUGUCAUCCAUACUCUACAUGACUUGCACCUGACAUGCAGUGGCACUGGCAACACAAUUGUCUCUGAAGCAGAGCAUGGCUUAGGUGAAGAAAAACUUAAGCGCCAUGCCACCCCCGGGCGCCGACACGCCGCGGUGGGUGCACCGCACCGCGGACCAGAUGGCCCGGUACGUCGAGGACGACCGCGCUGGCCACGUCUACGGCCGCCACGUCGUCGCCGCCGUCCGCGCGGUGCGCGCCACGGCGUCGCGCCCCUCCGCAGACAUGCGCCUGGCCAUGGCGUCGUUCGUCACCAAGCUCACCUUCCGCGAGAUGUGCGUCGUCCUCCGCGAGCAGCGCGGCUGGCGCCAGGCGCGCGACUUCUUCGCAUGGAUGAAGCUCCAGGUUUGCAAACCGGGGCUCUCCCGUCGCCCGCGGCGGCGAGGGCGAGGCCGGCGGGGGGGCGCGGGCGGCGCUCGCGGCGAGGGGCUCGGGCGGCCGGCGUGGGGCUUCGGGCCGGCGCUCCGCGUUGAAGGCGGCUGUAUUAUUGUGAUGCUGGGUGUUGAGCAGUGGCCCAAGAGCCUAGAAGACAGGAAAAGAAGGCCUCUUACAGAAAGUCUUAUAAAACUACAUGGUUGGGAGACCGACGGCAUGGUGUACUCCUGA